This is a messenger RNA of Zonotrichia albicollis (white-throated sparrow), 5049 nucleotides long. Lineage: Eukaryota; Metazoa; Chordata; Aves; Passeriformes; Passerellidae. The record is from RefSeq and is a predicted model, not a curated record.
AUGGUUUCAUCCAAACAUCACUGGGGUGGAGGCAGAAAACCUGCUGUUAACAAGAGGAGUCGAUGGCAGCUUCUUGGCACGGCCCAGCAAAAGUAACCCAGGAGACUUCACACUCUCUGUUAGGCGAACUGGAGCAGUGACCCACAUCAAGAUCCAGAACACAGGUGACUACUAUGACCUCUAUGGGGGAGAGAAGUUUGCCACGCUGGCUGAGCUGGUGCAGUACUACAUGGAGCACCAUGGGCAGCUCAAGGAAAAGAAUGGAGAUGUCAUCGAGCUGAAAUAUCCCCUCAACUGUGCUGAUCCCACCUCAGAAAGGUGGUUUCACGGGCAUCUCUCAGGGAGAGAAGCUGAGAAGCUCCUGACAGAGAAAGGAAAACAUGGCAGCUUCCUGGUGAGGGAGAGCCAGAGCCACCCUGGGGACUUUGUCCUUUCUGUGAGGACGGGGGAUGACAAAGGAGAGAGCAACGACGGCAAAUCCAAAGUGACACACGUCAUGAUCCACUGCCAGGAUCUCAAAUACGACGUUGGUGGAGGGGAGAAGUUUGACUCUCUGACAGAUCUGGUGGAGCAUUACAAGAAGAACCCCAUGGUGGAGACUUUGGGCACUGUGUUGCAGCUCAAGCAGCCCCUGAACACCACCCGGAUCAACGCUGCCGAGAUCGAGAGCCGCGUCAGGGAGCUCAGCAAGCUGGCAGAGACCACGGAUAAAGUCAAGCAGGGCUUCUGGGAAGAGUUUGAGACCUUGCAGCAGCAGGAAUGCAAACUCCUCUACAGCCGCAAGGAAGGGCAGCGCCAGGAAAACAAGAACAAAAAUAGAUACAAAAACAUUUUACCCUUUGAUCACACCAGAGUUGUUCUCCACGAUGGUGAUCCCAAUGAACCCGUUUCAGACUAUAUCAAUGCUAAUAUUAUUAUGCCUGAGUUUGAAACCAAGUGCAACAACUCAAAGCCAAAAAAAAGUUACAUUGCUACCCAAGGCUGCCUGCAGAACACAGUGAAUGAUUUCUGGAGGAUGGUGUUCCAGGAGAAUUCCAGAGUUAUUGUCAUGACCACGAAGGAAGUGGAAAGAGGAAAGAGUAAGUGUGUGAAGUACUGGCCGGAUGAAUAUUCCCUGAAGGAGUACGGGGUGAUGCGUGUCCGGAACGUGAAGGAGAGUGCAGCCCACGACUACACCCUGAGGGAGCUGAAACUUUCCAAAGUUGGCCAGGGCAACACGGAGAGGACGGUGUGGCAGUACCACUUCCGCACCUGGCCCGACCACGGCGUCCCCAGCGACCCCGGCGGCGUCCUGGACUUCCUGGAGGAGGUGCACCACAAGCAGGAGAGCAUCCCUGAUGCAGGACCUGUCGUGGUGCACUGCAGUGCUGGGAUUGGUCGAACAGGAACUUUCAUUGUCAUUGACAUCCUCAUUGACAUCAUCCGAGAGAAAGGGGUGGACUGUGACAUCGAUGUCCCCAAGACCAUCCAGAUGGUGAGGUCCCAGCGCUCAGGGAUGGUGCAGACAGAGGCCCAGUACAGGUUCAUUUACAUGGCAGUGCAGCACUACAUCGAGACCCUCCAGCGCAGGAUCGAGGAGGAGCAGAAGAGCAAGAGGAAAGGUCACGAGUACACAAACAUUAAAUAUUCCUUAUCGGACCAGACGGGCGGAGAUCAGAGCCCUCUCCCCCCCUGCACCCCAACCCCAACGUGUCCAGAAAUGAGAGAAGAUAGUGCUAGAGUAUAUGAAAACGUGGGGCUGAUGCAGCAGCAGAAGAGUUUCAGAUGAGAGGAUGUUCAGAGCCUUCCCAGCCAAGGCAGACAUGAAAAUGGUUUUUAAAAAGGUCAAGAAAGAGAUGGAAGAAGCUUCACGUGAGCAGUGAACUCUGAGGGCUUGGUACCUUUUUAUUUACGGUUUUAAUCCUUCAGUAGGCAAAACUUCAGAGCAUCUAAAGAUUGUUUUUAUCUCUUCUCUCCAAUUUCCAAUUGCUCAUUUUCCAAAUAAAAGGAAAUCCUUUCUACAAGGUAGACAAUUACUUUGUAGAGUCAGUUUUGAAUCCUGCAAACUGUUGGACUGUCAUCCAUUUGUUUUUUUUAAAUAGUAUUUUGGUUUCACAGUAUGGCUGUUAGUGGGGUUUUGGUUUUUUUUUUCCUUAUUUGAGCAGUUGUGGGGUUUUUGGGGGGCACUGGGUGGGGGGUGGGUGGUGGGAGAGCAAUGCCAUGGAUAAAUCCAUGCCAUGAAAUGUAAAAUACUGAUGGGAACAAUGUGGAUUGUUGGAAAACAGUGGAUCACCAGCGUGGAUAGAACCAAGUGCAUGAUCAAAUUAGUCCUGAUACAUUUCAAACUCAGACUGAGCUUCCUGGGGUGAGCAGUUCUUGAGAUGAAGGUGCUUUUUUUGUGAUAAUUGGUGGCUUUGAUUCCGAUUUUGGUGGCUUUGAUUCCAAUUUUGCUGUGUGGCUGGAUGGGCUAUUUUGGAGGAAUUUAUGCAAAGUUGUUUUUUUACAUCAAACAAAGUUUCUUUUCCGUGAUCUGUGCCCAGAAUAGGAAUUCCUUGUGUCCUUCAGGAGACUCAGUGACCUGGGGGUGCUUUGUGAGGACGCUCUGUGGUGACUUUGUGCUCAAUUAAAUGAGAAUUCAGGUGUUAAUUACGAAUUGCAGGAUGUUAAACCCAGUGAAACCAGUAACCGAAGUGGAAGCUGUGCAGGAGCCUCCUGGAUUAUUUUGUUUUUUUAGGGAAGGAAGGAAGGAUCCCAGGAUUCCUGGUGGGACAGGAGCAGCAAGGCCACACUGGGGGCACUGUCCCACCCCAAGUGCCUUUGGGAGCUGCCUGGACCUUCCUGUCCCAGUGCAUGGAAAACCACUGGCAGGGAGACAGAGCCUCUUGCAGAGACUCCCCAAGGAAGAGCUGGUGAGCUUCCAUGUGAUUCCUUCCCCUGGCUCUGCCCUGGACCAGCAGCUCCCCUUGGAGCUGUGCAUGGCAGGAGUUGGAGCCUGGGGUCUCCCCAGCACCUUGUCCCUGAUUUUGGGGACAUUCAGGGACAUUGAGGAGUGAUUCCCAUCCCCACACGGGAUUCCUGACCUUCCUGUGUGGCUGGAAUGGGGUUGUUGGCCUUGCUUUGCUGGUGGAAUCCUGCUGGAGCCUGGAAUGUAAUUAAUUAAUUAAUUGAAGCAGCUUUGGGAGAGGUGGAGAUGCCAUCACCUGCUCCUGAGUGCUUUGCAAACCCCGAUAUUUGAGCAGUUUGUUUGGCCUGAGUGAAGGUGCUUCAUUAAUAUUAAGCAGAAUUUUGUCCCUUGGCCUCUUUUUGGGGGCUUUGGGACUUGAUUUUUUUGAAACUCCUGUCACCAGCACACCAUAAAUGUGUUUGACUGGCACAGCCUUAUGCUCUAGCCCUGAAUCCUUGUGCCCUUCCUAGGUGGGAAUAGAAGAUGAGGAGAGAGAAAUGUGAUUUGGUGGAGAGAUUCCUGUUCUCCAUCCCCUGCCAGCCUCUCCCUGUUCCCAGCUGAGCAGGGAUCGCUUGGAAGUGUUGACAUUUGCACGGAGUAAUUAAAUAUUUGCCUCAAACUCUGUGCAAAAUCAAAUUGUGCACUUGAGAGGCUGGAGCAGGGUGAGGGACACACUCGGGCGGGGUUUGGAGCUGCUCUGCUCCAAGCUGGAGGGGAAAAGCCAGGAGAAAGGAGGGAAGGAUCCUGAGGGAAUCUCAACUCUGUGCACUCAGUUCAUGAGAAGUGUCUUAAAAAGCUGGACCCAUGCAGGCAGCAAUCGGCACAGCGUGGCCUCGCUCAGAGCCUGUUUUAUUUGGAAUUGUUCUCCUCGGGAGCAGGGAGCUCUUGUGCAGAACGUGUGGGGGAAUGUCAGCGAGGGGGGAGCAGGAUCUGUGGCCAAAGGGAUGAAUUCUCCUUUCUGAGCCUGGUUUGGCUCCUGGUGGGCGCCAAAGGGGAGCCCCUGCACCCUAAAAUCUGUCCCCAGAGACAGGGAGGGUUCUGAAAGUGUCUCCUGCAUGAAUCCCAGCAUUAAUUCUCCCAAAUAACUUUGGGGUUCUGGCAGGUGAACAGCAAAGAGAAACAUCCUUUGGUUCAGGGGAGAUCAGUGAUGGGAUUCAGGGAUUCCCAGGUUUAGGGAAUUCAGUGGGAAGCUGUGCUGGCUGAGCUUGUUCUGGAGCAGGGCUGGAAAAGGGAUCCCAGGGGGAAUUUCCCCCAGCUCCCAAGGCACAAUGAUUGAUGCCAGUGUGAAUUUGCUGCAGACGUCAUUUACUGAAUGUUUUAGAGAAAUACACUUUAAUUUCAGCUAACUCCUGUUAGGCCUGGUUGGUUCUAUUAAUCCUGACCAAACUUUCCUUUUUUCCUCCUAAAAGAUGUGUUUGAGACCUGAUUAACCAGGACACAGCUAACAAAGGUAUCCAACCUGUUCCCUUUUUUUUUUUGUUGUUGUAGGGCUGAGGAAAUUUGCAGCUGGGACUAAGAUGUGUUGUCAGGCUUAGAUUUUCUACCCAUAACUCCAUUAUUUCAAAUUAAUUGUUCAUUUCUCCCUUUUCAAUAGUGAAAGGUAAUGAAUAAUUUCAAGCCUGUUUAUUUAUGACAUUACUGUGAUUUUUUUUUUAUUGCAGUACUAAAGACUAAUGAAAAAGGAUCUUAUUAGGUGGAAUAGGCCUUGCAUUUAUUUUUUUUUUCCUGCAAUGUAUGAAGUAUUGUACCAGAGUAUUAAAUGAAAUGUAAUAUUUUAUUGCAAAAUUUCUAUCCUUUAGAAGGAAUACAUUUAGGAUGUCAUCAAUUUGAUGUGAAUCAUGUAAAUGUUGAGAAAUGAGCUGUUUAUUCUACAUCUGGUGUUUCAAAAAGAUUUCACCUCUUGCCUUUUGCCCACAGUCUGUAGCCCAUUUACAGUUGUCAAAAUGUGACAUUAAAUAAUAGUUCCUGUAUAGAAAUAGUGGUGGUUGUCCAUUGUUUUCUGGGCUGGUAUUUAUGGGGUUUAAUUCAGUUGCAGUGGGUUUGGUUUGUUUUGUUUUUUUUUUUUAAUUGCUGCCAAGCUGUGUUAUCAGAAAUAAACCAUAUCUGUAACAAGCAGAAAUUCCAUU